Molecule: messenger RNA, 6672 nt
Organism: Conger conger (European conger)
Lineage: Eukaryota; Metazoa; Chordata; Actinopteri; Anguilliformes; Congridae
Gene: col24a1
Product: collagen alpha-1(XXIV) chain
Exons: 60
Coding region: 426-5498 (1690 amino acids)
Molecular function (GO): extracellular matrix structural constituent
Source: RefSeq, a predicted model, not a curated record
GCUUCUGCAGAAACCACCGCCUGGAGGUACAGCACGGAUCUGUAGCCUGUGUGCAUGAAAUCUUGUGGGAAACACUGUACUUGAUUUAAUACGGGAAUUGGGAAUGGUGAUAGCGUUCUGUAAAUAGAACUGGGAAACUGCAGAGUGAAUAGUUUUCCGUUUAUAGGUCGGUUAAUUGCUGGCACUUAUAUUCAACAAAAGCCGCUCGUCUUCACUCAAACCACUACGGACGGAGUCGGGGAAACUUUCGGUGAGAGGGAAUCUCGAUCUCUGGAUUCCCCUACAAUGAGGAAAUUCUGAGGUGGCAGUCUUCAGUCAGCUAAGCACUCCUUGGCUGUUACUAAGGGAUAGCUCAUGAACCGGUAUCCUCUAGCGUGGAAUUCUGUUUUCACUUAGAACUCUGCUGCUUGGACAAAUGCAUACAAAUGCAUUUAGGAGCCCAACGGACAAGGAGUGGAAACAUUUCUCCUACGGCAAAAACGAGAACCCUCCUCCUGCUCGUCUCAAUAUGCACAGCAUUACUGUUUGCACAAGCGCACUCUCAAGCACAAGGUGUAGAUAUUCUUCAACAGCUGGGCCUUACAGGCAACAAAGAGAGAUACGCUUCAGGGGAGACUGUCCUUCCAUUAUUGUCUCCUUCACCACCUCCUCAGGGCGUCCUUGUUUCAGAGGCUGGAGUUGUUCUGCAGAAAUCUGCAUACAUCGAAGGCUCCACCUCCAGGCUCCUUGCUGAGAUUGGAGAGGAGUUCACCGUUGUUGUUAGCCUAAGCUCCUGGCGAGCGAACAAUGCUUUCCUUUUCAGCAUUAAGGAUGGCAAAAGCAAACUGCAGUUUGGUAUUCAGCUCUUGCCAAAGAAGGUGGUGGUAUACACUGCUGAGAAGACAUCUGUCUACUUUAAGUACAAUGUGCACAACGAGCAGUGGCAUUCCUUUGCCAUUGGUGUCCGUCCACGGUCUGUGUCCUUCCAUGCGGACUGUGGGGGUGUGCAUUACAGUGAAGAAACUCUAUCCAGGCCUCAGAAGCUGGAUUCUGAUGGCCUGUUCACCCUAGGAAGGAUGAACUUGAAAGCUGUCCAGUUUGAAGGUGUGAUAUGCCAGCUGGACAUCUACCCCUCAGCACAGGCAGCCACUCAUUAUUGCGACUAUGUUAAAAAGCAGUGCCGUCUAGCUGAUACCUAUCGAUCGUCCUCACCACCCUUGAUCACAAUACCAGAUGGGCCUUUAGCAUCAAACUCCCCGUUUUCAGAAUCCCAAACCAGGCCGACAGUUCCAUCAGACUCCUGGACACAGAGAAUCACUUCUCAGCCAGGAUCCACCUCUACCACUAGCUUUGAGUCCUAUGGAACACAUCACCAGCAUUUGAAACCAACAUCAUCUUUGCCUGAUCUUACAGCCAGCCCUGAGACAUCAACGCUGCUGCAGCGACUCAGGACACAGGCAGCCGAUUCUUCCACCAAGUCUGUCACCAUGCAGACAACAUCGGGCAUCGAACCCAGGAGUACAACUGCUUCGGCAGGUCCAGAGGGGAACCCAUCUGAGAAUAACACAGAGAAUGAGCAUCUCCUUGGCAAUCCCAUGGCCAUGGAUAACUCCUCUUUCCCGAUUAAGGAGGGUCAAAAAAAUAUCAGCAGACCUCUACAGCCCACGGAUGAACUGAUGGAGGUGCAGCUGAAAGUCAACACUACUUUGUAUCGUGAGAACCAAUACCACGUGGACAACUCAGAGGAACACAGUUAUGAAAAAGCUUAUGAUGUUGAUAUGGGAAAUUAUGACUAUGGCUAUGAAGAAGCAGACUACUCCUAUUAUGAUGGGCUCCCGGGGCCGAAAGGAGAACCAGGUCCUCCGGGUCCUGCAGGUCCCCCUGGCUUGCCCGGGUCUUUCGGAAGAAGAGGACCUCGAGGCCAACCUGGUCUCCCUGGAAGCCCUGGCCUACCUGGUCUACCAGGGCUCAAGGGUUCCAAGGGCGAUCCAGGACUAUCUCCAGGUCAGGCCCCAUCUGGAGUGAAGGGUGACCCAGGUCUUCCUGGUCCAACUGGUCCCACUGGAUUCCUAGGUUCACCGGGUUCCAAAGGGUAUCCUGGACCACCAGGCCUGCCAGGAGAACAGGGCAUCCCAGGACUCCCGGGCCUGGCUGGGGCGGCAGGUUACCCUGGCAGGCAGGGAUUGGCUGGGCCAGAAGGUAACCCAGGUCCUAAAGGUGUACGAGGCUUCAUCGGUCUUCCGGGUGUGGCAGGACCACCUGGCCUGGACGGGGAAAGAGGCAUUCCUGGCCCCACUGGAAAGAAAGGCCCUAAAGGAAGACAGGGUGUUGUUGGUGGUGUUGGUGAAAGGGGACCUCCUGGUCCAGAUGGCGACCAAGGGCCGAUUGGCGGAACUGGCAGUGGGGGAUUUCCUGGGCUGAGGGGUGACGUUGGGCCUGAGGGACCUCGUGGAAUGACUGGCAUAAUGGGACCUCAGGGCCUGACUGGAGGUUCAGGGCAGCCUGGAAUGAAAGGUGAUAAGGGUCAACCUGGAUUAAUGGGCGAGCCAGGAGAGUAUGGUUACCAAGGUGACAAGGGAGCAGCGGGCUUGCCAGGACCACCAGGAAUACGAGGAAAACCAGGACCACCUGGGAAAAUGGGUGAGAUAGGACCACAGGGGCCUGCUGGCCCUCCAGGACCGCAGGGUUUCCCUGGAGAUAUCGGUACACCAGGUCCCAAUGGCCCACCAGGUCCAAAGGGUCUUCAAGGUUCCAGAGGGCCACAGGGGCCACCAGGGCCAAAAGGAAUAGAGGGUGAUGAGGGACCCCUUGGUCCGCCUGGAAGUCCCGGACCAACUGGAAGACCAGGAAGGAAAGGUUACGUCGGAGAGCCUGGGCCAGAAGGACUGAGGGGGGAAACGGGGGACCCUGGGAACGCAGGAAAAAGUGGACCACAAGGGCCAGUGGGCUUAAUUGGAAUUGCCGGGGUGAUUGGAGUUCACGGUGAAAAGGGAGACCGAGGUCCAGGGGGUCCUUUGGGUCCUCCUGGAGAGAAGGGAUCCAGGGGGUAUCCGGGUGUACCUGGAGGUUCUGGCGAUGUCGGACCCCAAGGUUUACCUGGACCACAGGGGCAGAGAGGAACAGCAGGGAUCCCAGGACCGAAGGGCAGAAGAGGACCACGAGGUCCGGAUGGUCUUCCAGGAGAGCCUGGGCCACAAGGAACUAAGGGAGAACGGGGUGGGACUGGAAAAAAAGGAAAACCCGGAUUAACAGGGAAAGAUGGACGUCGAGGAGAGAGAGGCCUGCCAGGGCCACCAGGUAAACCCGGUAUUCCCGGCAGUAGCGGGGAGAGAGGAGCCCACGGGGAACCAGGCCCUAGGGGACCACAGGGAGAGGCAGGACCUGACGGCGAGCUAGGCCUUGAGGGACCGCCUGGCCCUGAGGGGGAGUCUGGUGCUAUGGGAGAACCUGGGCUCAAGGGAGAAGUUGGGGAACCUGGAAAUGAAGGAGAGCAGGGACAACAAGGAAUGAGAGGUCCCCCUGGCCCUGUUGGAGAAGAGGGUGUUCAAGGGAAAGAUGGGCACAAGGGGGAACCAGGGGACCGUGGGCCUAUGGGAGAAUCUGGGGACAAAGGUGAAGCAGGAGAUCCUGGGCUGCUUGGUCCUGCUGGUGAACCUGGAAAACGUGGCUUUCUUGGUCCUGAAGGAAAGCAAGGACUUCCUGGCACCCGGGGACGACAUGGAAAGAAGGGUGAGAAGGGACCCUCGGGACACGCUGGUGAGGCCGGACCACGUGGUGAGAUCGGACAGGAGGGUGAAAAAGGAGCAAAAGGUGCAAGAGGAACCAGAGGCCCUCCAGGUCCACUGGGAGCGAUGGGUCCUGAAGGGGAACCAGGAAUGACAGGAUACACAGGUCAUACAGGCAAGUCAGGACCCCUGGGACCACCUGGCCCAAAAGGUGAAAAGGGUUACACAGGAGAAGAUAACAAAACUCCAGGACCACCCGGGCCCUUAGGUGAACCAGGUCCUGCCGGCGAGCGAGGUGAGAGAGGAGAGCCAGGGGACGAGGGGUAUCAGGGUCACAUUGGCAUCACUGGACCACGAGGGGCUGUUGGACAGCAGGGACUACCUGGAAUACCAGGGGACCCUGGAGAACAGGGACCAAGCGGAGAAAAGGGAACUCAGGGACUAACAGGAAAGAAAGGUGCUAAGGGGCCACCCGGCAAGCCCGGCAAUGAAGGGACCCCAGGUUUACCUGGACCAAGAGGUAUUGAGGGGUACCCUGGCCAGGAGGGUCCUCCAGGUCCUCAUGGAUUAUCAGGAUUACCUGGAAAAUCUGGACGUGUGGGUCACCGAGGCACUGCAGGACAAGAAGGGCGCGCUGGGCUUCCAGGUGCCCGGGGGAACCUUGGACUUCCUGGAAUGAUUGGAGAAAUGGGACUACGGGGACAAAAGGGUGACCCGGGCCUGCCAGGGGAGAAGGGGCCCGCAGGAAGAAAAGGGCUCGAGGGGACACAGGGAGACCAGGGCAGAAAAGGAGAAACAGGCAACAAGGGAGCACUGGGCGAAGCAGGGAACCAAGGAAUGCUUGGCUUCCAAGGAUUUCCAGGCCCAAAGGGUCCACAUGGGAACAUAGGCAUGCCUGGGAUACCUGGUCCUAAAGGUCCUGUUGGGAGUAUGGGAUUCACUGGUCCUGUUGGUCCGGCUGGGAUGAUUGGUCCAAUGGGAAGACCUGGGCCCAGAGGCCCAGUCGGAAGCAGUGGGGAAAUGGGACCCCAAGGCCCCCAAGGGAAUCCAGGACCUCCAGGUCAUCCAGGCGCUCAAGGUCCCUUGAGACGAGUGAGCAUUAAUGCAGCUAUUCAGGCCUUGAUUGAGUCCAAUGCUGCACUGCGGGUGGAGAACUACCAGAACGCAGAGAUGGGCAUGUCUGACCAGAAUGCAGAGAUAUUACAAACUCUGCGCUACCUGAGCAAUGUGAUUGAGAGCUUCAAAAAACCCAUGGGCACCCGAGAUAACCCGGCGCGUUUCUGUAAAGACCUGCUGGACUGUCAGCAGAAGCUGCCAGAUGGAGUGUUUUGGAUAGAUCCCAAUCUUGGGUGUGCAUCUGAUGCCUUUAAGGUCUUCUGCAACUUCACUGCGGGGGGCCAAACAUGCAUCUACCCAGCUGCAACCGACAAGAUGGAGUUUGGCAUCGGAAAAGUCCAGAUGAAAUUUCUUCACUUGCUGAGCACCGAGGCCAUACAUACCAUUACAGUUCACUGUCUAAACGCUCCCGUUUUGAAUGCCACGAAUGCAAGACGCCAGAAGAAAUCCAUUCGCUUCAAGGGGUGGAAUGGACAGAUGUUUGAGAUGGACACAUUACUUGAACCACAUGUACUACUAGAUGAGUGCAAGAUUCAAGAUGGCAGCUGGCAUCAGUCGCGCUUCUUCUUUCAAACUCAGGACAGUCAUCAGCUCCCCAUCGUGGACUUUCAGGAGCCAUUUGACCUCAGGCAGGGCCAGAAGCUCCGCCUGGAAGUGGGGCCCGUCUGCUUUGUGUGAAGCCGCCCUGCUCCCCCACAAGCCUUAAAAGCCAACAACAAUCAGCCAAAUGAAAUGCUCCUGAAAGAGAGAACACCUUUUAAUAAAGCAUUUUGUCUUUUUGUAUCCCUUAUUAAGGGGAGAAUUUUACUGAGCAUGUCCAUGAGCAGUACCCUCCUAAGACAAGUAAAGGACUUCUCCGGAAGAACACAGUCUGUAGGGGAUAAAGCCAGCUCAAUGAAGUACAGGACAACAGUAUAUCAAUAUGUAUAAAAAGCAUAUCCUUCUGUAAUCAAAAUGGUGCUUGGGGGUCAUUGCGUUCUGGAAAGAGUGCUCAAUGAACCGCACAAGGACCCUCCACAGCCCACAGGCUCCCACACAAUAGCACUGUCUAUACAAAUGUUACUAAAAGUGCAAUAGCUUGUGGAUUCUGUGUGAUAGAAUUAUUGCAUUUCAAUCAAAAGGUUUUUGAUAUGUUUUUUUUUCAACCUGUUGUCCACUCUGGACAUGUACAUCUUAUCAGAUGGUGCUCUACCUCCUAUAUGUUUUGCCUUCAAGUAUAUUAAAGGUACUUGUGUUUAAGAAUUUAUUUCACGUUGUAUGUACUGGUUACAUCAAGAUAUGUUCUGUUGUAAGAGUACUUAUUUGAAUUUGGUCAAUUAUUUCAUUACAGACUAUUUAUAUGACUGUUAUGUUAACAUUUAUAUGUUGCAUCUUUUGGAUUUGUUUCAUUUGAUGUUGGAGGUGCCUACCAAUGGCAACUCUUCAGUGGUGCUGCAAUAGAUUAGAAGAGUUCAACAGUGAGUUUGCCAUUUUUCCUGUGUAUAUUUUGACAUUAUAUGGUUAAUUAUUUAUAUCAUUUUUGCUCAAAUUACUGUACCCCAAAUAAAUUAUGCCAUUUCUCAGAGAUUUAUCUGCUCAACUACCAUUUUCUAAGUAAUUUUAUUUAUGUAUAAUGUGUAUUUGUAUGUACACACAGAUAUGUGACUGCAUGUACAUUGCAUAUAUACACAUUCACUCAUUAUUUUCAAUGUUUGUUAGUAAUAAACAAACUGGCAGCUAACAGGCCAGAACAUGAAAAUACCACACACAAUAAUUAUUAUGUUUUAAGUUAUGUUACAUGGAAUGUGUGUAAUAAUAUAGGUGCUUGAGGAUAAAAUAAAACAAAUGUAAAUAUAAAAUAUGUUGAAAUAAA